AUGGCAAGCAUUUGCGAAGAUCCAGGAAAAAGCUCGUGGCCUGAGCUAUUGGAGACAAAAGGAGAAUAUGCAAAAGAAGUGAUCGAAAGAGAGAAUCCCAAAAUGACAGCUGAAAUCAUUUUGGAAGGAACUAUCGUUCUUGAGAUCUAUAUUUGCACUCGCGUUUACGUUUGGGUCAACGAUUGCGGAAUCGUUGUUCAAAUCCCCACAAUUGGUUAA
Messenger RNA from Microthlaspi erraticum, 219 nucleotides. The record is from the annotation of a GenBank genome assembly. NCBI's taxonomy places the organism in Eukaryota, Viridiplantae, Streptophyta, Magnoliopsida, Brassicales, Brassicaceae.